Messenger RNA from Orbicella faveolata, 1695 nucleotides. RefSeq names its product scavenger receptor cysteine-rich domain superfamily protein-like. The record is from RefSeq and is a predicted model, not a curated record. NCBI's taxonomy places the organism in Eukaryota, Metazoa, Cnidaria, Anthozoa, Scleractinia, Merulinidae.
CUGGGAUACUCGAACUCCUCUGAAAUUUACACCAACACGACUCAAGUAGGAGACAAUGAUACAACAUGGAUAAACAACGUCCAGUGUACCGGAAAUGAAGACUCGCUAUUUUCCUGUGUUCACGGUGAAUGGAGAAACAGCAGCUGUGCAAAUAACAGAACGGCUGCCGUGGUGUGCAGUGGACCUGAAGUUCGGUUGAUUGGUAGCGUACAUGACGUAUACCGAGGUCGUGUUGAAGUCUUGUACAAUGGAGUCUGGGGAAGAAUUUGUUUUUCGGGGGAAUGGACAAUAACAGAAUCUAACGUGGUUUGUCGGCAGCUUGGAUACGAUGGUGCUUUGUUAGAAACUUACAAUGGAGGAGGGUUUGAUGUGGAAGCCGGAGUUAUAGGGUUCACUAAUGUAGAAUGCGUAGGAAAUGAGAACUCGAUAUUGAACUGUGCUUCGAGAUUCAGACAGUUUCGGCUGAUUCAAGGGCUUUCUGCCAGGGAAGGCCUUGUUCAAGUUUACCUCAAUAACACCUGGGUGUGGGUCUGUGAUCAGCAAUGGGACAAACAAGACGCUGAUGUGGUUUGCAGAGAGCUGGGUUACACAGGCGCGCCUGUACUUUUCAGUGGUUCAGCUAAUGUGCAAGGAAAUGACACUUUACGGAUUAACAGUGUCCAGUGUAUUGGUGGGUGGACAAAUGGAAGCUGUGUAAUCGGUCAGAACGCUGGUGUGGUUUGCAAUGGACCAGAAGUCCGGCUCACCCACAGAGACCAGUUCAGUUGGCAACCUGAAGUGCAAGUACUGUUCAGAGGAUUCUGGGGGUCAGUUUGCAGUGACUUCUGGGACCUACAAGACGCGAACGUAGUUUGUCAUCAGCUUGGUCACGAAGGCGCCUUAGCAGCUCCUGUUUAUCAUGAACCAUAUGGAGAAAUUAGAACUGAACAAAUAUGUCUGGGAUUUAUGGAAUGUAUCGGGAACGAAAGCUCAGUUCUGUAUUGCGCACAUGACGAAUGGAAAGUUUCUUCUGAACAACGUGAAACAAGUUUUGGCACUGGCCAAAGCAUUGCAAUUUGUACUCCUAAAGGAAUUGUUGGAGCUCCAGCUUCGCCGCCAGAAGGUGUAGUACAAGUGUUUUAUAACAACACCUGGGGCUGGGUUUGUGAUGAACAGUGGGAUAAACAAAACGCUGAUGUGGUUUGUAGAGAGUUAGGUCUCACCAACUCGUCUGCAGCACAGAUCGUUCCAGCUAGUAACCAGGAACAUGGAACGAUAUGGACAAACAACGUGCAGUGUGUUGGAAACGAGAGUUCGCUCUUUUCAUGUCCCCAUGACGGAUGGAAACUGAAUGGUAGCUAUGGAAAUAAUCAAAGAGCUGGUUUGGUUUGCAGUGGAUGUGAUGGUGAGAUACUUUGUUAUCGUUCAGUCACCAUGGAGGGUAUACAGUAAAGAAGAGUAAUAGUAAAAUGCUCUUGCUUCAGCUUACCAAUCUAGUAAUGUAGAAACUUUUAAUGCCUAGAGAGCCACACCCUAGCUCGUGGAAGCACGUGAGGAAAUGGGAAGAUCAGGAAAAAAAAUUAGAGGGAUUUACAGGAGCCUUGAACGGCGAUAUUAUUCUUUGCUUGUUAACUGUUUGGCAUUAAGGGCACCUGCCUGUGUGCUAUGUAUCGAUUUAAGAGUGCCUGCCCGUAAAAAUCAGACAAAUUGUUAAUU